CGUUACUUGCUCCAUAAAAGAUAAAACAGCCCUGUCAGCCUUGUCGACAUGCACAGCCUCAUCUCACCCUAGCGCGGGGUAAAUGCAGAGAUCAGGUCAGAUCGACCUCGACCAUGUCCGUUUCAGCUCCUCACAUUACCACUACUUACUUAUCCAACUGGUCAGUAAUGGAAGCCGCUGGGCUGGCAGUCGGCGUUGUUGGGCUGCUGGCUCUGUACGACGAGGCCGCCACCACACUGUACUCAAUCAAGCACUUCUCUUCCGAAAGCCUCCGGGUGGCAUCCCGGUAUAACGCUACAAAGGUUCUAUUCGAACGAUGGGGGAAGGAGUUUCGGGUUGCAGAAAAGAGCGGCGUGCAUCCAGGCCUCAAUGACCAAGCCACAGUCACUGCUGUUGCAGACUUGCUGAAAUCCGUCCGCGACGUGUUCGCAAAGGCCGACUCGACCAUGUCCAGAUAUCAUGGUCAGAACCCGUUUCUCGCGAAUGAUGCUGACUCCGUCAAAGCGCACUUCAGAUCCCGUGUCAAGUGGGCUGUUGCGGACGGUAAAAGACUCUCCAGCCAGGUCCAGGAUUUUGAUGAUUUGGUACAGAAGCUGUAUUCUCUUGUUCCUCCAGGGGAUCUUCAGAAUAACCAGUUUCAGAAACUGCAAGAUGCGCUCGUCCAGUCACAGCGUACUGAAGCUCUCAGUCAAGCUACACACUGGUUAGAUGCAAUGACGACAGAAAACAGCUAUGAUGCCUAUUGCUCUGCGCGUCUUGAUACCACCUGCGGCUGGAUUGAUACACACCCUGUCUAUCGAGCCUGGUGUUCAGAAAGAACAGCAAAAUCGUCCAAGAUAUUAUGGAUCAACGGCCCGCCUGGUUUUGGGAAGUCUGUUCUGUGUGCAUAUAUUAUCACAUCGCUCCUAAGCAGGAAUAAUCAUCCCGUCUACUACUUCUUCUGCUCUGGCGACAGCGAGUCUCAGCGAAAUCCUAGUUCUAUCCUGCGGGCAUGGAUAUACCAAGCCAUGCAUCAAGACGAGGCCAUGCUUGAUAUCGUACUGCAGUAUCUCAGCUCAUGCCGAAACACUAAAGCAACGCUCUCGGAUCUUUGGCAGCUAUUGAAGAAGCUCAUGUCGCACUGUCCAAACGCUGUGUUUGCAGUGGACGGUCUGGACGAGUGUCCGCGAAGCACAAACCGGGUUGACUUGCAUCGGAGCAGGGAGGACAUUCUAAGCGAGCUUGUAAAAGUGUCAGCAGAGGCUGAAGCCCGAGUUCUUGUGGUCAGUCGAAAUGAGGGCGAUAUCAGGUCCCAACUGAGCCCUCAUGGUCCACAGCCAUCUGGCAUCAAGAUAUACGAGCUGUCAAUCACCAGAGACCUUGUUUCUAGCGAUGUUACACGCUUCGCACAGCAUGUUGUCAAUCAUAAACUCCCUGGAAAAACGGGCCGGUUUAACCAAGGCCUUGCGGCUCGUAUGGCUGAAAAAGGCGAUGGAAUGUUCCUGUUUAUACGACUACAGAGCCAAAAUCUCCGGCCACGCAAGGGAAAUAGUCAGCUCCAGCGCGCAGUGGACGAGAUGCCAACUGACCUUCUCCAAAUAUAUCGGCGAAACUGGAUCGAUAUCCAGAAACACGACCGGUCUGAUAGAGAACGUGCAGAGGCAAUUCUGCGCUGGGUUACUUUCUCCUGUCGUCCACUCACGAUCGCAGAGCUUUCUGAAAUCGUUGCAGUCCUAGAAGAUGAUGAAAACAACGGUCCGAAAUUUGAUGAUCUGCCGGACCCAUUUGACAAUGAAUACGUGGACUCCGAGAUUCUUGGUCUAUGCGGCUCGUUUUUGGAGCUGCGGGCUUCGGGGACAAAUACAGAAUGGGGGUCACAAACUGUCCACUUGAUCCAUCACUCUGCGGAAGAAUUUUUCUUGGGUGAUCAUAGUGAUUCUCCUUUCCCUGACCAUCCGUUCCAGCAUUAUCGGUUACUUAAAAGCUGUCUUACCUAUUUGGAUCACGAAUAUACCUGGCAGCCCGACGAACGUGAGGACCGGGGAAUAAUAUACCAGCGUCCAUUUCUUACAUAUGUUGUGCGACAGUGGUAUAACCAUUUGGGCAAAUCCAAUGUGCAUCUAGACCAGCUGCAACCACGGCUUCAGUCUUUCUUUGGCGUGUUCAAUCCCAAUUGGGACAACUGGAGACAGCUGAAUGAGGCAUACCAUGAUACAAGUUCAGAGAUCUUGCGCUCCAAAGACGGUCGUUCAGCGGAAGAAAGUACCCAGUCUCAAAAUUUGCCGGGAACUAGAAUGUACUACGCAGCUCUCUUUGGGCUUGAGAGAGUUGUAAGAUAUCUGUAUAGCACGGGGGUGGCAUAUGCCAACGAAGCCGGUGGAUACUUUGGCAAUCCAGUCCAAGCCGCCGCCGGAAACGGCCACCUGGAUGUUCUGAAGUUCCUCCUUGAAAUAGGAGCCGAUAUACAUUGGCAUGGUCGAUAUGGCAGCGCGCUCCAUGCUGCUGCUGCCUACAAUCAAGAUCAGGCAGUCAUCGAAUUACUACAACACGGUUCAUCCAUAUCAGCUACUGAUGAUGCAGGAAGAACGUCACUAUUGACAGCAGUAUAUAACGAAAGUCAAAGCGUGACCCAAAUUCUUGUCGCUGAGGGUGCGGAUCUAUCUGUCCGUGAUAAUAAUGGGCAGACCUGUCUUCACCUCGUAGCACGCAGCGGAAAUGUUACAAUGGCCAAACUACUCCUUCAAAAUAAAGCCAUCGUCUCGUCCACUGAUAAAUAUGGGUACACUCCUCUCUAUUUAUCAGCGGGGUACGGCAACGUCGAUAUAGCGAUAGCUUUACUGGACUCUGGCGCGGAUCUUACAUCCCCGGAUACCAAUGGGUUUACACCUCUACAUAAUGCCUCUUCCUGGGGCCAAUUUGAAAUAGCCAAGUUGUUCAUUGGUCUUGGCGCAGAUACUGGUGCAUUAACUAAUAGAAAAAGCACGCCUCUGCAUUUUGCAGCCCGAAAUAGCAACUACAACAUAGUCAAACUGUUCCUUGAAUCUGGGGCAGAUGUUUCUGCGUUGGACGAAAAUUCAGAUUCCCCUCUCAACCUUGCAGCUUGGCAAGGCCACUAUGAUGUGGUUCGAUUUCUCAUUGAUUCUGGGGCAGAUGUUUCCACUCAGGACCGCAACGGAGACACUCCAUUGAACUUAGCAUCCCACCAGGGUCACACUGAGGUAGUAAAGCUGCUUAUUAACACUGGUUCAUGUGUCUUGACCCGUAAUAUUCUGGGAGAUUCAUCAUUACAUUUGGCAUCCUGGAGAGGUCAUCUGGACGUGGUAGAAGUUCUCAUUAGAGCUGGUGCAGCUGUUGAUACACAAAACGAGAAUGGUCAGACACCUCUUCAUUAUGCCUUUCAGAAAAGGUUCAAGGAUAUAAUCCUAGCUCUUAUUGAUAACAAGGCGCCGCUGGAUUGUCUGGACUUCUGUGGAAUGGCGCCAUGGCAAUAUUCCAGUGCAGAGUUUCGAGCAAGAAUCCCUCAAUGUGAAAAUUGCAAAGCUCCCACCGAGAAUUCCCGGCGACAAAUGGCUAGAGCCUCGAUACAAAUGAUCGUAAAGACGAUAAGCCCAAUGACGGCAAAAAGCUUGGUUUCACUACGUUGUCUAGGAAAUUGCCUCCAGCUGCAGCAGGAUUUUGCGUCUGCAUCUAUCGUCUGGGAUCAAACCAUUUGGCAAAAAUCAGAUAACGGAGGCUAUAAAUUCGCUGCGGCCUGUGAUAGCUGCGGUCGAAAUAUUAUUGGGCAACUAUACUCUUGCUGCGUCUGUCCAGGUUUCGACCUAUGUGCAUCUUGUAUGAAGCAGUAUUCAGAGGGUAACCGCUUUCAUGACUGUACUGGGCAUGAGUAUUUACGUGUACCAAGCGAGGAUUGGAAUCCCCAAGAUAUGAGUGAUGUUUACACGCAGGAGUUUGUGGACUGGCUAAAAGACCUUGCGCUUCGAUAUCAGAUGGAGGGUUUAUAAGCUUGCACUCUUGUUUGUGACAUUUCUUUCAGAAGAUGUUGCAUUUUCUACGCAAUUUAGAUAGCAAUAUAAAUUUCAAAUAGCCAAUGGGCCAUGGUCCAAAUUGCAAAGUCAAGAAAAGUUAU
Aspergillus versicolor CBS 583.65 is the source of this 4105-nucleotide messenger RNA. RefSeq lists its product as uncharacterized. The transcript has a single exon. Gene Ontology annotation, molecular function: zinc ion binding; protein binding. The record is from RefSeq and is a predicted model, not a curated record. Lineage: Eukaryota; Fungi; Ascomycota; Eurotiomycetes; Eurotiales; Aspergillaceae. Bases 114 to 3980 code for a protein of 1288 amino acids.